AUGUCGUCUUCUGGUCGUCCGAAGGUCGUGGUAUGUCGCGAUCUGGGGCCAGAUGUCAUGAAGCUUUUGUACGAGAGGAAGGACCUCGAAGUCGUUGUGUGGCCUGAGGACCAAAUAUGCGACAGACGGUGGCUGUUGGACAAUAUACAUGGCGCGUCGGGCGUGCUCGUCUUUCUGACGGACAAGGUCGACGACGAGCUUUUGGAUAGAGCUGGACCGAGCUUAAAAGUGGUGUCCACGAUGUCCGUCGGAUACGACCAUGUCACCCUCCCGGCCGUCUCUCGAAGGCAUGUCCGGGUCGGCUACACGCCAGACGUCCUUACAGAUGCAGUGGCAGACCUGUCCGUGAUGCUCGCCCUCAUGGCCGGCCGAAACGGCGGCGAGACGGUGGCUAUGGUGCAGAACGGCGAGUGGCCAGGCUUCAACUGGGCGCCCUUUGGGUUCUGCGGCCCCCAGCUCAGCGCGGGCCCGUUCGCGUCGACGCGCACGGUCGGCUUUCUCGGCUUUGGACGCAUCUCGCAGGCGACUUUGGCCCGCCUGGUCCCGUUCGGGAUCACGCACUGCAUCUAUACCUCGAACCCAUUGUCCCCGCCGAAGCCCGAGUUCGAGGCCUCCCUCAAGGCGCAGCAUAAACUUCAGGCUGUCCGGAAGGUUUCUCUGGACGAGCUAGCCGCGGAGAGCGACGUCUUGUUCGUGCUAGCGCCCGGAGGCGACGCUACGAAACAUGUCGUCAACGAGACGUUCCUGAGGAGAAUGAAGAAGACGAGCGUGAUCGUCAACACGAGCAGAGGGACGCUCAUCGACUCGGACGCACUCGUCAAGGCGCUCAGAGAAGGCUGGAUAUGGGGUGCUGGAUUGGACGUCGUAGAGGGCGAGCCGAAGAUCGGCGCGGACCACCCAUUGGUGAAGGAGCCGAGAUGCAUCGUGGUACCGCACAUAGGGAGUGCAACGUUCGAGACGAGGUUGGGGAUGGCGACGUUGGCGGUGAAGAAUUUGUUGGCUGGGAUAUCUGGGGCCGCCAUGCCGGCCGAGCUAAGUUUAGAGGGCAGGGCAUGA
This is a messenger RNA of Heterobasidion irregulare TC 32-1, 1056 nucleotides long. RefSeq lists its product as uncharacterized. The coding region runs from base 1 to 1056 and encodes 351 amino acids. Lineage: Eukaryota; Fungi; Basidiomycota; Agaricomycetes; Russulales; Bondarzewiaceae. Gene Ontology annotation, molecular function: NAD binding; glyoxylate reductase (NADPH) activity; hydroxypyruvate reductase [NAD(P)H] activity. Gene Ontology annotation, cellular component: cytosol. The transcript is spliced from 9 exons. The record is from RefSeq and is a predicted model, not a curated record.